GGUUUGAGUCGCUGCCGCUGCCACGAAAAUGUUAGCUUGCUCAAGCUCGCUGACUGUUGGUGAUAAUUCACGUUCGGUCUAUAGCGCUUGUGUAAACUAGCUUUUCGUCUCGUGCUAUCGAGACGAUCGACCGCGUUUUGCUCGGCCUGCGAGCAGGAGCAGGUGAGUGAGAGAGUGGACGCACAACGCACGCUCAUUGAACAGCUCGUAUUCGGCUCGUAUCGUCGAUCGCCGAUCUGUUAAAAGCAAGCAGGUUAACUGCAUUCUGCUGUCGCAACAUCUUGUCCUGUUCUAUCUUCCUGUCCCUGUCCUCUCUUUAUGAUAUUAGCCCCGAGCAUUAGACGCAGAUUAGUAUCUCUGUGUGCCUUUGGCAGUCGAUAGCGAUUUGAUGACCAUCGGAUGAAAUUCCGCUUUCAUUGCACCUGUCAAGUGCACUUUCUAAUGUAUGACUCAUACUGCUGCUGAUGGUGUAAAAAAUUGGAAUGCCACUCUAGAGAAUAUUUUUAGUUUAUUAACAAUAAGAAUUCGCGAUCAUUUUUAAGUGAUUUUGUAUCUGUAAUGAGUAGAAUUGUAGAUAAGAGCAUGAACAAACGUUACAGAAUGAUGGACGAACCACUGAACCAAGGCGCUUCACCGUCUAGCGGUGGCAACUUUUCAGCAGGUGGUAGUGGUGAUCUCGAUUCGUCUACCAUAAUGAGCCUGGAUGAAAGGAUAUUGGACAUCACAUCGCGACACACCUUAAAUGUUCUCAGGACACCACCCACUAAAAAGGCCAAGAGAGUCCGAUUUUUCCGCAAUGGAGACAAAUAUUACACAGGCGUGGUAAUGGCAGUGACGCCAGAAAGAUAUCGCAGCUUUGACAGUCUUGCAUCUGAUCUGACACGUGCCUUGGUGUCGAGUGUAACCCUACCGAACGGUGUUCGUGCGAUCUAUACCAUGGACGGCCGUAAAGUACAGAGCGUCAGCGACUUGGAGGAUGGCAAGUGCUAUGUGGUAUCUGGCCAAGGUGAGAUCUUCAAGAAGGUUGAGUAUUCGGCGUCCAAGGUCCGUCGAGGGAGCUCUUUGUCUGGAUUACCGCAGUCGCCAGCGGCUAGCGGUAGCGGCGUUGGCACCGGCAGGCAGAUCAGUGCCAUUCCGCUGUGCGUGAAAGCGCGCAUCGUAACGCUGAUCCGCCACGGUACCAAGCCGCGUAAAGUGAUGAGACUGUUGCUGAACAAGCGUAAUGCGCCGAGUCUUGAGCAUGCAAUGGAGGCGAUUACAGAAGCAGUGAAACUUGACUCUGGGGCGGUAAGGAAGGUGUACACAUUGUCGGGUCAGCAAGUCACUUCGCUCGAGCAAUUUUUCGACAGCGACGACAUCUUCGUGGCGUAUGGUCCGGAGAAGUCUAUACAGGAGGACUUUGAGCUAGACUUUGAGGAGAGUAAGUGCGUGCAGAGUUUUCGACGAUGUCCGUGGAGUUCUAAGCGACAGAGCGGCCCGAUGCCACGUAUGCCGAGAAAAUCUGGCAAGAAGAUGCUCACUACGCCUCAAGUCAGGACUCCCAGUCCAUCAUCUUUGAUACUGCCCCAACCACUGAGGCUACACUACACUGUGGGGCAUGUUAUUGGAGACGGAAACUUUGCUGUCGUUAGGCAUUGCAUUCAUAAAUCUACUGGUGCUGAAUAUGCUAUGAAAAUUGUGGAUAAAUACAAGUGUCAGGGCAAGGAGACGAUGUUAGCAAGUGAGGUGGCGAUCCUGAGGCAAGUCUGCCACCCCAACAUAAUCAGCUUAAUUGCGGAGCAAGAGACUGCUGAUCAGCUAUUUUUAGUCAUGGAACUUGUCAAGGGGGGAGAUUUGUUUGAUGCAAUCGCAGCUGCGACGAAAUUUUCUGAAGCAGAGGCAAGUGUGAUGAUUGGUCAUCUGACUUCCGCCUUGGCUUAUUUGCAUUCUCAUCACAUUGUACACCGCGAUGUUAAACCAGAAAAUCUCCUAGUUGAAAUGGAUGGUAGUCACGUUAGAUGCUUAAAACUGGGCGACUUUGGACUUGCGCAAGUCGUGAGAGAACCUUUAUACACGGUUUGUGGUACUCCCACUUAUGUGGCACCGGAAAUUCUCGCCGAAACCGGAUACGGUUUAAAGAUUGAUGUAUGGGCGGCCGGUGUGAUUCUGUAUAUUCUUCUAUGUGGCUUUCCACCUUUUGUAUCGGUAGAAAACGAACAGGAGGAACUGUUCGAACGUAUUCUGAGCGGCCAGUACGAAUUUACGUCACCAUACUGGGAUACGGUGUCAGAUUCGGCGAAGCAAUUAAUUUCGAACAUGUUGCAAGCACAGCCGGAACUUCGCUUCAGUGCCGAGGAUGUGUUAGAUCAUCCGUGGCUUGCGCAGAGCUUUCUAGGAGGCGAGCAGACCGCAGCAGCAACAACCACCGACGCAUCGACGGAGCAACACCGGUAUCAGCAGUGUAAGCCGAUAAGGUUGGCUACCUUUGAGUUCGACUUUAAAAAGCAGCGCAAUCAACGGCAGGAGACCGAUCAUGUCAAAACAAGAGUUGAAUGGAAGAACGUCAAUCAUCGCGACGCACUGGAGCUUAUCGACAUCUCGAGAAGGCAAGAUAAACAGGAUUGCGACGAAAUCGACUUCGCCAAUGGCAAUCACAGCGAGGAUGAGCCGGUGUUCCUUAGUUUUGACUGUCUGAGAACCAUUCACAGCUUAAGCCGAUCGAUGCACGAUCUGAUAGAUAAUUUGAAUGAUAAUAGAAUACCACGAUGUCGUCUCAAGUCGCAAAGCGCUACUUCUUCGCUCAACAGCAUUUCGGAAAAUUUAAACACGUAUAAUUAUCAUAGCAGUUUGUCGACUCGUUGCGAUGAAGUUACCAUAAAGACUGCCGCAACUCCCAUUAAUCAUCGAGGCGACGAAAAAAAUGAAAACUCAUCGAAGGAAAAAAAACAUCUCGACUUGAACUGCGAGACGCCCAAGUCGUCGAAUAAAUUUGCCUCCGCGAAUCGACAAAGUAAAUGCAAUAGAAAAAACUUGUGCGAUAUGAAUCGCGAUGAUAGCGAGAGCAGGUUUAAUGACGACUUUCGCAACAGCAACAUAACUGUGUCAACAUCGAGCGAUAGCUUAACCGGUGACAGUUCGACUGGCAACGAUAUCGAGACUUCCGACAGUUUCGUAAACAUUCAGUUCGCGCGUUUGGCACGCGGACAAAAGUCAAGCUCGACGCAAAGUAUGGAGUCAACUGAUAGCUUCGAGAAUGUGAGUUUUCGAUACGCGCACCAAAAUAACUGUCUUGUGAAUCGUCCUUUGCAAAUUUCUUCGCAACUCACAGUUAAUCAGGAUCAGACUAAAUCUGCCGCGAAGAUAUUACAGACCCGAAUACAAUAUUCAACUGCGCUGAAUGCGUUGAGGUCACCCAAACUGGACAUUCAGCCUGACAAAAAGACGUGCAACAGUCUGAGAGUUCAAGAAACAGACAAAUGCGUGAAGAACGAACCGGUAAAACUGCGGCAUGAAAGAUAUAUCAAUAGGAAAAACCCGAUAGAUUCCAGAAAUGUCAGAAGCAAGAGAUACAGCUGCUACUCAUCAUGCGCGACAAAAAGAUCACCUGAAGAGGUGCGCGACGGCGACAAAGUUACGACGCGAAAAUUUAGUUCAACGGAUGAAUUGCGCGAUGAAGUGAGGCAGAAGACAACGACGAGGUCAAAACGAUUCAGUUUAUUCUACACGCCGCAGCCAUUAAGGAAGAUGUACGAGGGCGAGGCAAAAACUGGGAGGAUCGCGUGCAAGUCGGUGAAUUGCGCCCAGAAGUCUGAGAGUAAGAGGAGGGAUGCAGAAGAAGCAGAGAAGGAGAGAUUAGAUAAGAACCGAAGAUCGGUGAUUGACGCUUCGACGGUCGCUAGCAGAAGCAAAUCCAACAGGCAGAAUGUUCAUGUGAGGCCGAGUGCUUUAGUAAAUACAAACAGGACAAAGUGAUGACGAGUAAAGUGGUAAAGAAUUAAAGUGAUUAGUGCCGAGGAUGUUUAAUCACUGAUACGCGACAGAGUCCAAAGUUCAAUGUAAUUGCUUUAAAAAUGAAGCAUCAAUUGCAAUGGUAAUGUUGAUUAAAGCAAUUGAAACUGGUCAGUGUUCUCCGGCGCAAGGCGACCGGAAAGGCAAGUCUCGUCGAAAUUGAAGAUUAUCUUUCUAAUUAUAUGUAUAUGCGCGUCGAGAAGUUUUGCAUUGCUUUAAAUUCUAUUAAAAUGCAUCUGAAAUUAUGGGAAAGUAACUAAAGUAAAAUUUGGCGCAGAAAUAAACAAUCUAUCAAAUCUAUUUAAUCUUUUGAGUCUCACAAUUCUCAGAGAUUUUAUAUCUUCAAAUAUAUAAAUAUCAACAAAAAGUACUGCAAAAAAGUAUUGCAAAAUUAUAAGUUUUCAGAAAAAUUGUUUGCACAAUAUAGUUUCUUUUUCUUCUUUAGUUAUGGUAAAGAAGCAAAAUAUUAAAUAAAUAUCAAACUACACAAAAGAUUCAAAGGUUACAAUAUCUGUUAGGGAUAUUUUCUUCGAUAAAAUAGAGAGCAUUGUAAAAUGAUUAUAACUGAAAGAGAGAGGAUAUAGUUCUACAAAAUAUAGUUAUAAUAUUUUUUAUUGAUUCUAUUUGACACAGAAAAAGAUCUUCAAUAGGUAAUAUACAUAUAUAACAUGGAAUAAUUUGAGUGUAAGACUUUUUAAAUGCGCAUAUAUUUUCCAUAGAAUUCCUGUUGCUGUUGAAAGCUAAAUAGCUAACAGAGACCAAAGACAGAUAUAUAAUGGCAAAGUGCGAGAUUUUUAAUAAAAAAUAAUAAAACCGGAUUAAAUAUACUAUACACGUAAAAAUUACACUUACCAGUGUUAAUUUUCGGGAUUAAUCUGGAGGAUUUGCUAACAAUUAUUCCCGGUUGCAAUACGUCCCUUUUUAGAAAUAUCCUUAAUUAUAGAAUAUAAGAAUAAAAAAAUAUAUAAUUAAUCUUAAUUAUAAUGCUAACCGACGUUAUACAAUCAGUCUCGAAUCAUCCGGGAUUGGAAGCUGAUUGUAACAAAAUAUUAUUGAAAUAGUAGUGGGUUUCGCGAUAGUGAGGAUAAUGAUGACGAUAGAGGCGGACGGGCUUCGAAUUAAGAACAAAACAUGCCAAAUGCAUUUAAGUAGAUUAUUUUGUAUCGAAUGUUUGCGUAAGUUUAGCUGUAGGUAAAACGCAUAUAAAUGAAGUGUUCUAUCAAUCGAUUCGGUUCCAUGACGCGAAACAAAUUUUAUGAGAUAAAAAUUAAUUUUGACAAUUUUUAAUUGUGCUUGUUUAUAUUAUUGAUUGCAUAUUUCGUUUUAAAUUAAAUUCAUCUUAAAUAGGAAUGCGACUUUAGACUAAAAGAUAUAUUUUGAAUAAUUUCCUGGUGGAUGAAAUGUAAAAUCGAAAGAGAAUUGAGAAGUAGUAAGAGAGGAGUUAAAAAUUUAGGGAUGCUAAACUUUUCAAUUUUAAAAAGACGCGAGUGAUUGAUAUUAAUAACACAAGAAUUUUCACAGACAAAGGGCGAUGAAUUAGGCGAUUUUUUGAAAUGGUGCGUAAAUGUAAUGCAUAUUAAACUUGUGCUCAAGAAAGGAUGAUAAGAUAAUUAUUUUUGUAAAGGGACCGCGAAAUUAUAUUUUAUCAAUAAAAUAUGACACUGAUAAAUUGACGAACAAGUGCAUGCACUGCAAAAAGGAAAGAAAUAUGACUAUAAUUAAAAUUAUUUUUAUAGACGUUGAUAAAAUGAACACAAGAAUUGACAGAAUUAUUUUUAUCAAGUUAGUAUGUGAAAAGUAUACUUAAUUUGAAAUUAAGUUUACUAAAUUAGCGAAAAGUACAUGUUUUUGUGAAAAUGAUUAUGCUUACGAUAAUUAUGCAUACAACACGUAUCAAUUUCAUAGAGGUGCGCACAAAAUUACUUUUUCAUUUUCAUAUCUUUUAUAGCUUAUGAAAUAUAUAUCGAUAUGUUUCAAUUCUAGAUUUAAACAGUUGAGAGCGCAAAUAUUUUAAAUUUAAAUUAUAUUGAAAUUAGAACAAAGUACAAAAUAAUUUUUGAAUUUUUGGAAAUUCGAAAAAUAAUAAAGAGAUAAAAAAAGAUUACUCAGCAAUAUUAGAAAGUAAAUUUUUCUGGAGGAUAUAAAGAUUCUGUCAAAUCUUUCUUGACUCAAUUUAAUUAAGAGAAUCGUCAAUAUUAUUGUAACAUCGCGCUCUUUGUCACUCGAUUCUUAAUAAUCUAUGGUCUCAUUUUGCUGCACUGAUUUUCCGAUUACGAUUUUUGUAACGCGAUUGUGUGAUAUCUGUGGACAAAUUAUAUAUAUAUAAUUGUGUUGACAUGUGUAAGACUCGGUUAUUCGUGAAAUAAUAGAAAUAGUGUCGUUACUGUGAUUUGUUCGCUCGUCAUUUGUUUACUCGCGGAAUUCCAACUUUUAGAAUUUAUACUCGCGAGUUUCUUAAUAAUUGAUAAUUAGUAUUUUUUUGUUCCUUGUUCUCGUUUCUUGUUUCGUUGUUUUGUCCUUAAUAUCGUAAUAAGCACACCGUGCGCGAUUUAUAGUAGUCUUAAACGUGAUUCACGCCAAAUAUUAAGAUGCAUACAUAUUGUGACUCUAGCUAUUUAUAUUAUAUUUUAUUAUUUUAUUAUUAUUAUUAUUAUUGUUAUUACACAUAUAUAAAUAUAAAUAUGGUAUUCGCACAAAGGCAGGGCUCGUAUUGAUAUGACGCGACUUUCUAUUUGUUAAUAAGCUGUAUCUGUUUGAAUCGCGAUUUGCAGACACAAAAUUUAAAAAAAAUGCAACGUUUUUCGUCAACAUGUCAGGUUUACGAUAUUAAAUUCGGGUUUAUUUUUUCAAAAUACAUACUCUGUACAAAUAUGAAUCAAAUGUUUUAAUAACUCGUAAGUCUUUCAUGUAAAACACGUUUCAAUGUAUGAAUGCCGAUUAAUUUUAAUUACGCAGUUAAUCGGAAUUUAGCGAAAUGUAUUCAAUAAAUUUGUGAAAUAAUUAAUAUAUAAUUGUGAACAUUAUAAUUUCUCUUUAAUAUGUUUAAAAAAUUUUUGUUUGACGUUAUAAUUUUCAAUAGAAUUAAAUGUUUGAAUUAUAUGUAACUCUUUACUUUGUUGGAUUUAUCGAGAUAAAAUUAUGGUAAUUUUUUGCAUUUCUAGUGUAUAUUAGCAAGCGAAUAUGUCACAACAUAUAUUACGUGUGCAAUAGACUGUAUCAAUUCGCAUGCAAUGUUCCAGGGCAUUCAAGAGAGAAUUUAUACUUUAUUAAUAUUUCAAUUAUUCAAGAUUAUUAAUUAACACGCACACAUACAUAUACAUCACCACACACACACACAUACACACAUAAAUGCAUUCGCAAAUAUAUUUAAUGUACUGCCACAAAGCUUAUUAUACUUAUAUUGAAAAAUAUAAUUACAGAAUUUCACAUGUUCACUGCAUCUUGCGUGUAUAAAUAUCUAUUUGCAAUAUUCCAAUUAUUCUUUUUGUCAUUUCCACGUUGAUUUACUACAUAAGAUUUCCCAAAAUCAUCGAAUAUGCUCUUAUAUAUAAUAAGUUAGGUAAAUAAUAAUUUAGAUAAAUAAUAAUAAACUUUCGAAAUUGUCUGUUUUAUCCGAUUAAUAUUGUAUUAUACAUUAUUCAAUUAUACAUACAUAUUGAAGCAUCAAGUAGUUUAAAACAUGCAUUGAAAUAAGAUGUAUAUAUUUUAAUAACAUAUAUGUGUUUGACAUUAUAUUUAAUCGAAAUUAUAAUCUAAGAUUAUAAAAUC
Formica exsecta is the source of this 7755-nucleotide messenger RNA. Its product is annotated as serine/threonine-protein kinase GL21140. Gene Ontology annotation, biological process: protein phosphorylation; intracellular signal transduction. Bases 559 to 3951 code for a protein of 1130 amino acids. The transcript has 6 exons. Gene Ontology annotation, molecular function: protein kinase activity; ATP binding. The record is from RefSeq and is a predicted model, not a curated record. NCBI's taxonomy places the organism in Eukaryota, Metazoa, Arthropoda, Insecta, Hymenoptera, Formicidae.